GAUGGGAUAUAAAGUAAUGGUUUUGGAGAGCUUAAAAAUAUAUAUAAAUGUAAUAUUAGAUAGGUAUAAGAAAUAUAGUGGUGGUGGAUCUUAUGAUAAAGAAGAAAAUUAGAUAAAGAUUGGAAAUUGGGUAGAAUUCGAUGAAGAGUUUCAUGAUAAGAAAUAAGUCAUUUCUCAUGGUGAAUAUAAUAAGAAUGGUCUGAAAGUAGGCUGAUGGGAUA
Messenger RNA from Paramecium sonneborni, 221 nucleotides. The record is from the annotation of a GenBank genome assembly. NCBI's taxonomy places the organism in Eukaryota, Ciliophora, Oligohymenophorea, Peniculida, Parameciidae.